Paramecium octaurelia is the source of this 2739-nucleotide messenger RNA. NCBI's taxonomy places the organism in Eukaryota, Ciliophora, Oligohymenophorea, Peniculida, Parameciidae. The record is from the annotation of a GenBank genome assembly.
AUGACGGAUUGCCUGAUGGAUGAGAAGGCCAAUGUAUGCCCAGAAAGGCCCUAGAAGAAUUCAUGUAAUAAUUGAAUAUUAGACCUUUUGAAUGAUGGAGGGUGGGGCUAAGUACAAGGCACGAGGGCCCAAUCAUGACCAACCCAAAGGCGGACGUUACCAAAUAGAAUUAACGGAAAUAUUUUUAAAUCUUUUUCAAAUAUCAGAGAGAAUUUAAAUGUUUUCGAACCAAAAAUUAUGAUUAUGGUUAUUGUUCUAUAUUUUUUUCUUUUGACAACAAAGCCAUACACCCUCAAAGCCUAUUUUUCUUAACUACAAUAAAUUCAAAAAUUCACCAAACAUUUCGAAUAAUAUAUUUAUGCAGAUAUUAAUAAAAGCAUAAAACUUAAUAUAAGUAAUAGAAAAUCAAUCUUAAUUAAAAAAAAAAAAAGAAAAAAAUGAAUUGCAUUAAUAAAAAAGGCAAAUGUUUAUUUUGGUUUAUUGAGUCUCUAAAAGAUAUUGAUGUAGAAAUACUCAGUUUAAUAAUUCAAAUUUUAUAAAAAGAAAAAGUUUCAGACUCUCUAGGAUUUCUUUAAAAAUUUUCAUAUCAAGAACAUUAUAAUGAAUAUAACUUUGAAUUUGAGAAUUGUUAAACUUUCGAAAAGUGGUGGAGAAUAGAUGCUGUAAAAAAUAGCAUGAAAAUGAAUACUAAUAUUCUUCUAAAAUUAACUAAAUGUGAUUUUUUUUUAAACAAUUAUUCAUACCCUAUUUAUCAAGAAAUUAGAAAUGCUUUAAUUGUUAAGAUAUCAAAAGAGUAAAAAAUUAUCAAAUUUUUAAUAUUUUUAGUGCACCUCACGAGCAUAGAUGAUAGAUUCAUUUAAUGUGGAUCGAACUCACUUUAUUUAUUAGUUUAAUUAAAAGUUAAUUUGACAAACAAAAAUUUUUAAAACAUUAAGAUUAAACAUACAAAUUUAAUAGGAGCAGAACUGAUGAGAUGUAAUUUGAGUGGAUCUGAAUUUGAAAAUGUAGAUAUUACUGAUAUAAAUUUAAAUGGGGCCAUAUUAAUAAACUGUAGAUGGAAAAAUUUAAGAAUAAAUAAGCCAUCUUAUUUAAGUGGUCAUGCUGAAUAAGUUAAUUCAGUCUGCUUCUCUCCUGAUUGUGCUUCAUUAGCUUCAUGUAGUAAUGAUAACUCCAUUUGCUUGUGGGACUUGAAAAAGCGAAAAAUACGUUCUAGAUUAUAGGGAAGGAGCAUGAGCAAAAGAGUCUGCUUUGCAAAUAAAUCUACCACAUUAGCAUCUUGCAAUGGGAAUUUUGUGGAUUUAUGGAAUCUUUAAACAGGGAAAAAAAUCUCUAAAUUAACCGGCCAUUCCAAAAAUAUAUAAUAAAUUUGCUUUUCUUCUAAUUAUGAAUUAUUAGCGUAUGGUGAUGAGGAUUCUACUAUAUAUUUAUGGGAUGUUAAAAGAGGAAAACUAAAUUCUAAGUUAGAUGGUUAAAUUAAUCAUCUUCAAUCAAUAUGCUUUUCUCCUGAUAGUACUAUGUUAGGAGCUGGUGGUGGAGGACUUUUUUAAAAAGGUAAGAAUUCUCUCCGUUUAUGGGAUCUUAGGACAGGAGAAUAAAAAGCCAAUUUAGAUGGCCAUUAUAGUGUAGUUUAUACAGUCUGCUUCUCUCCUGAUGGUAUUACAUUAGCUUUUGGUUGUAGAAAUAACUCUAUCCAUUUAUGGGAUGUUAAGACAGGAUAAUAUAAAGCCAAAUUAGAUGGUCAUUCAAAUGAAGUUAAUUCAAUUUGUUACUCUCCUGAUGGUACUACAUUAGCAUCUGGGAGUGGAGAUAAGUCAAUCCGUUUAUGGAAUGUUAAAACAGGAUAAUAAGUGGCAAAAUUUUAGGGCCAUGCUUCUGGUGUCUUGUCAGUCUGUUUCUCUCCUGAUGGUACUAAAUUAGCAUCUGGUAGCGAGGAUUUAACUAUCCGUUUAUGGGAUAUUUCAAAAGAAUAAUAGAAAGCCAAAUCCGAUGGCCACUUAUAUGCGGUUCAAUCAAUCUGCUUUUCUCCUGAUGGUGCUAUAUUAGCAUCUACUAAUAAUGAUCAGUACAUUUAUUUAUGGGAUGUUAAGACAGGAUGUUAAAAGGCCCAACUAGUUGGCCAUAGUAAUAUCGUGCGAUCUGUCUAUUUCUCUCCUGAUGGUAUGACAUUAGCAUCCUGUAGUGAUGAUAAUUCCAUACGUUUAUGGAAUGUUCAAACAGGAUAAUAAAAAACAAAAUUAGAUGGUCAUAAGAGGUUUGUCCAAUCAUUGUCUAUCUCUUCUGAUGGAAUUACAUUAGCAUCUGGUAGUGGAGAUUAAACUGUCCGUUUAUGGGAUAUUUCGACUGGAUAAGAGAAAGCCAAAUUAGAAGGUCACAAAUAUGUUGUUGAAUAUGUUUGUUUCUCUCCUGACGGCACUACUUUAGCAUCUGGAGGUUACGACGGUUCCUUCCUAUUAUGGAAUGUUAAGACAGGCCAAUAAAUUUUACCUUCUUAUUAAAGGUAUAACAGUCUUCUUUCCUAAUUGAAAGCUCCACUUGAAAUGAUGGCAUAGAAGCAAAAUAGUACGAAUUAUAUUUUAAUUAGUUAUCAAUAAUAAUAAAAUUCUUAGAAUUUCCAAAAAUCCUGGUUUUUAAGUCUAAGGAGCUCUAAUAUUGAAAGGAGAAUUUUUAAAUUAUUUAGGAGUAAAUUUACUUUCAUUAUUUAAAUCUAAAGGAAGUUGUAUUUUAAAAAGCAAAAUUUGA